UAUCAUCGAAGCAGAAAAGUAGCUGACUGUAGUAGUUAAGCAGAAGAAGCAGCCAUACACAACCCUCUCUGGCUCUUCCUUUCUCAGCUUAGCUUACACUAUCACGUGGCUUUCCAUACUUCUUCACCCACCUUCACGCAUGACGCACCUCCGUCUCCUCAUUUAAUGCCCAAUCCUAUCCCUUCCUCAUUUCUAUCCCACCCCACCUCUCUAGAUACCUCCACCACCCCUCUACACCGGCGAUGGCCGGGACCAACGCCACCGCCUUAUCUCACCUUCCCGAUGAGAUCCUCGCCAACGUAUUUGCUGCCGUCUCCGACACUCGCACCCGCAACGCCCUCUCCCUCGUCUGCCAGAGCUUCCGCCGUCUCGAGAGGAAGACCCGCACCUCCCUCACGCUCCGAGGCAACGCGCGUGACCUCCACCUCAUCCCUGACUGUUUCAGCUACGUCACCGACCUCGACCUCUCUCUCCUCUCUCCUUGGGGCCACUGCCUCCUCGCCCACCGCCUGCGCGACGCUUUCCCUCGCGUUACUUCGCUCACCGUCUACGUCCGCUCUUCCGCCACGCUCCAGCUUCUGCUUCUCGAUCCGUGGCCAGAAUUGCGCCACGUCAAGCUCGUCCGUUGGCAUCAAAGGCCAGCGUCGACGCCCGGGUCCGAUUUCGCCGUAUUGUUCGAGAAAUGCAAAUCACUGUGGUCUUUGGACCUGUCCAGCUUCUACCACUGGACCGAGGAUCUCCCUCCUGUUCUGACGGCUAAUCCGGUUACGGCUGCCUCGCUAAAGGGGCUGAACCUGCUGACGACGUCGUUUACUGAUGGAUACAGGUCUUAUGAAAUCCAGUCCGUCACUGCGGUUUGCCCUAACCUUGAGCACCUUCUGGUGGCUUGUGCCUUCGAUCCAAGGUAUCUUGGGUAUGUUGGAGAUGAGACUCUGUUAGCAAUAGCUUCCAAUUGCUCUAAGCUAUCGCUUCUUCAUCUUGCUGAUACAUCUUCAUUGGCUAACCGGAGGGGUGAUCCUCUCGACGAGGGGUAUACUGCAGAGGAUGCUAGGAUUAGCCGUACAACACUAAUUGAGUUGUUUUCUGGGCUCCCUUUGCUUGAAGAGCUGGUGCUAGAUAUUUGUAAGAAUGUGAGAGACAGCAGCUUUGCCUUGGAAGUGCUGAAUUCCAAAUGCCCCAGGUUGAAGGUACUCAAGUUAGGCCAAUUUCACGGGAUUUGCUUAGCCAUUGGGUCACAGCUCGAUGGGAUUGCCCUCUGCCAAGGACUUGAAUCUUUGUCGAUUAAGAAUUGCGCAGACUUGACGGACAUGGGUUUGAUAGAGAUUGCCAGGGGUUGCUCAAGAUUGGUCAAGUUUGAAGUACAGGGAUGCAAGCAUAUAACGGAAAAAGGGCUGAGGACGAUGGCUUGCCUACUUCGCAAGACUCUGAUCGAUGUUAAGAUUUCUUGCUGCUUGAAUCUUGAUACUGCUGCGUCUCUGAGAGCUUUGGAGCCAAUUCGUGAUCGGAUCGAGCGGCUUCAUGUGGAUUGUGUGUGGAAUGACUUGAAAGAAACUGAUAGUCUGGGAAAAACCAACCUUAAUUUCGGCCUUAACGGCUUUGAUGAACCGUGUUCUUCAACCACUAAGGCUGCUGAAGAAUUUGUGGAUUAUUUUGGGAGUAGUGCAGAUAUAGAAACAAGCAAGAGGAAGAGGCAGAGAUGCAAUUACUUAAUGGAGGCCAAUUGGAGCAACGGUAAUGGUUAUUGGUGCAACAGCUGGGACAGGUUGAAAUACCUUUCCCUUUGGAUAGGAGUUGGGGAGCUACUGACUCCAUUGCCAGCGGCAGGGCUGGAAGAUUGCCCCAACUUGGAAGAGAUUCGCAUUAGGGUUGAAGGAGAUUGCCGAGACCGGCCAAAACUGUCUGAGCAUGAAUUCGGGCUGAGCAUUCUCACAUGCUAUCCUCAGCUCAUAAAGAUGCAGUUAGAUUGUGGGGAGACAAGGGGUUAUGCUCUCACGGCACCUUCUGGGCAGGUGGAUUUGAGCCUGUGGGAGAGGUUCUUCCUCAAUGGUAUUGGCACCUUGACUCUUCAGGAACUUGAUUACUGGCCGCCACAAGAUGAAGAUGUGAACCAAAGGAGCCUAUCUCUUCCAGCUGCUGGCUUGCUCCGAGAAUGUGACACUCUAAGGAAACUCUUCAUUCAUGGAACAACCCAUGAACAUUUCAUGAAUUUCUUCCUCAAGAUACGCAACCUGAGGGAUGUGCAGCUGAGGGAGGAUUAUUAUCCAGCACCAGAGAAUGACAUGAGUACAGAGAUGAGAGUGGCUUCAUGCAGCCGCUUUGAAGAUGCUUUAAAUAGUCGUCCAUUCUAUGAUUGACCCACGAAACGCUUGGAAGCAGAGAGAGGGAAGAAGAGAUUCUGGCCAAGGUUGUUUGUGUAAUGUGCAGUUCAUCAUAAAUAUCUUUUUCCUUACAAUUUUAUCAGUAGCAAUGCAAGGUUCUGGCCCAAUUGAGUCAUGAA
Prosopis cineraria is the source of this 2497-nucleotide messenger RNA. RefSeq names its product F-box/LRR-repeat MAX2 homolog A. The transcript has a single exon. The coding region runs from base 243 to 2354 and encodes 703 amino acids. NCBI's taxonomy places the organism in Eukaryota, Viridiplantae, Streptophyta, Magnoliopsida, Fabales, Fabaceae. The record is from RefSeq and is a predicted model, not a curated record. Gene Ontology annotation, cellular component: SCF ubiquitin ligase complex. Gene Ontology annotation, molecular function: protein binding. Gene Ontology annotation, biological process: SCF-dependent proteasomal ubiquitin-dependent protein catabolic process.